This is a messenger RNA of Phlebotomus argentipes, 1039 nucleotides long. RefSeq lists its product as uncharacterized. NCBI's taxonomy places the organism in Eukaryota, Metazoa, Arthropoda, Insecta, Diptera, Psychodidae. The transcript is spliced from 3 exons. The record is from RefSeq and is a predicted model, not a curated record. The coding region runs from base 119 to 1039 and encodes 306 amino acids.
UCAAGCUCUGGCCUUUCUCGCGCCAGCACGCGUCCGCGGUGGUGUUUGUUGUCUCUUGUGCCCAACAAAAGGAUCCACAAAGUGGCCUCAAAGCGCCACUUAACUCUCCUUGGCAAAUAUGAAAGUGUCUUGGCUUCUCUCUGCAUCGCUGCUGCUCGCCGUGGUUUGCAUAACAUCGUGUGCAAGUACAAAUGGUACAGCUGAGCUCGUCGGUAAAGGCAGUCGCGUGGCCAAGAAUGCGCCAAAGUCCGCGGCCGGGGCGCCAAAGGAGUCCGAGAAGAGUCACAAGGGCGGUCAGAGGCUGGCCAAGCAGAUCAAGAGUGACGCAAAAACCAGCGACAGCCGAGUCGUGGUCAGCACGGUGAAGCCCAACAAGAAGACGCGCAAGGCGGAGAAGACGGAGCUGAUCUGCCCAAAGAAUCCGGAAAAGCACGUCGGGUGGUUCGCGCUGCCCUGCACCAAUGACAAGUCCUGCCUCAUCAUGGGCAAGAAGCACGUGUGCUGCAAGGUCAACAGCUACAAGAGAUGCAUUCAGGGCGUCCCGAAAUCCUCAAUUCCCCUGCGAAACACAGUCAGAAACUCAAUCGUUUUCCUCCCCCAAACAGCCAUUCUCGGCCUCAUCCAGCAGCGAUGCCCUCAAACGCCCCUCGCCGAGCUCUUCUGGGAGCUGAAGACGUGCGACACAGACGCCGAUUGCUGGCCACGAGUGUGCUGUCCGGAUGGCCAGAAGAAGUACUGCCGCAGCGCCACAGUUGAGCUCCAGAAGUCCGACAUUCCCUUCGCGCGCUCCCUCGCCAAUCCACUGGAGGCCAUGUCGGGCUACAUCCAGUGCACGCCGCCGCCGGCGCCCAGCUUCGAUCUCUUCCCGAAGCCCUGCAACAACACGCUGGACUGCUUCCCCAACGUGUGCUGCCAGGAGAAGGGGCGCAAGCACUGCCGCCCACCCAAGCGCUCCCUCCUCGCGCUCCUCACCACCAUGACGCAGAACGUGAGCGCGCAGUGGCUGAAGGAGUGGGCCUCGAAUCUCGUCAUCCCCUGA